Messenger RNA from Polyodon spathula (Mississippi paddlefish), 4748 nucleotides. Its product is annotated as RING finger protein 32-like. NCBI's taxonomy places the organism in Eukaryota, Metazoa, Chordata, Actinopteri, Acipenseriformes, Polyodontidae. The transcript has 7 exons. Gene Ontology annotation, molecular function: protein binding. Bases 711 to 1541 code for a protein of 276 amino acids. The record is from RefSeq and is a predicted model, not a curated record.
CCCCCCAGAACAGUGACCAGAUUCCUUUAAAAUUGGAUGUCCCGUCCAAAACCGGACAGUUGGCACCCCUAUCACAACGCAGGCACUACCUCCUUCUCUGUUCGGCUCCUAGCAACAUCUAUCUUUACAGUAAUGUGCUGAAAAUAAUUGUAUAGCAAGAUAUAUUAAAUUGUGUACCUAUAGAAAGCUGAAAUUGAGCUGCUCAUCGUGUGAUGUCAAUCUGUCCAGCUGUUUUGUUGUUUUAGCAACAGCAAUUGCUAAUUAAAGGCACAGCAGUCUGUCACAAAUUUGCACCACUGUCUCAAAGCCAGUGGUGGCCCUUCAGUGACGUUAGCACCGAGUGUUAACGGGUAAUGCGUGUCUGAUAUUCCGUGUUCUAUAAAACCAGACAUAAACACUACAGGUGGCAACCCUACUUGUACUGUACAUUUCUUUUUUUCUCUUAGGGAGCACACUCCAAAUAUAAUAGUUUAGCUCUUACUGCUGUUGCAUUGCAAGAUCACAUCUCAAGGAGUCUACAAAUCCAGAAUCUCUCACUUUCUGCUCCUCUAAAGAAAGGACACAGGAACCGAAUGCACAACUGUAAAUCUGUUGAUAAAAGUGCAAUACACCCAUUGGUGGACACUGGCUUAUAAAACAGAUUGCUCCUGAAGAAGAGGUGCAGUGGAAGAGAGGAGAAGGAGUAUGUGCUUGAUCCUAGUCCUCCAGCAAUGACAUUAGCUCAGAAAAUGGGUCUGGUUGAGGCUCCUGCGAUGCCUCCCACUGCAAAUGAUUGGGUUAAAGUAAAGGAGAGGUCUGUGCAGCAAGGAGAGUCGUCACAGCCUUGUGUGAUUUGCAAAGAAGAAUUUGGGCUUCAGCAGCAGGUAUUGCUGUCCUGUUCACAUGUUUUUUACAGAGUUUGUUUACAGGCAUUUGAGAGGUUUUCAGGGAAGAAGACAUGCCCCCUGUGUCGGAAAGAGCUGUAUGAGACGAGAGACAUACAUGAUGGGGCGCGGCUGUACAAAACCAAGUGUGCAACUAGAAUUCAAGCAUGCUGGCGUGCAUAUAUUGUACGUAAAUGGUAUUCACACUUGAGAAAAACAGUACCACCGAAAGAUACAAAAUUAAGAAGAAACUUCUUUGAACAAAAACUUCAGGAAAUGAACGAUAGCUUUUUAAAGUCGUGUGAUACCAACAUUGAUGAGUUCUUCUCUGAAAUAGACGACUCUGUGGCAUCAAGUAAAGGUGUUUUGCACCAGUUUGAGAAAGAGUGUGGGUCGGAAAUCUCUGAGGAAACAUGGGAGGAAAUACAGCUAAAGGCUGUAUUGCGGGAGACCAGUGAUUGCCCGAUUUGUAUUACCCCACUGUGUCACAUCAGCAGCAUCUUACACCCAACUACAUCUGGUGAUAAUGAUACACACCUUUCUUUGCGACAGACUGUGCUUUUAUCUUGCUCACACAUUUUCCACCACAACUGUCUAAAGGCCUUUGAAGACUUCUGUGUAGACGAGAGGCAUAUCUGCCCUUUAUGCAGGUCUUCGUACCAGAAAAGGAUUCUCUGAAAGUAGGAACUACUGCUUUAUAAACAAGGUAUUCCUAAAGCAAACACACAAUAUGUAGCUGGGUGUGCAAUAAUUGCCCAACAGUUACAUUAACAUUGUUAGAGGCAUCUUUUUUUUUUUUUUUUUUUUUUUUUUUUUAAGGGAGAUCAUAUAAUACACCUUCAAAUUGAUUGUAAAAAUAACACUCCUUUGGUUUGAUCACUGGUUAGUUAUUAAGGAAUUCCAGGCGAUGUCUCCAGUUGCACAUAGUGUACACAGCCAGUCUAACAAUAACUUUCACUCUGUUUUGUAAAGUAGGCCUCGAGGCUGUUGUGGCUAUAGGGGUGACCGCUUUGUUAGCAUAUUCCUCUCAACUGAUAUGAUCACUGGCACUUAACAGAUUAUUCUAACAGACACAUUCUUGCAAUUGGUAACAGCUUUUCCUUUCAGUCACUGUGACUUUGUGAGAUGCCAGCCCCUUGAGGUUACCACAGCUGUCUCCAUGCACAGGAUUGCAGGGAUACUGCAAACACUCAUUCAGUGUUUACUGAUCUGUAAAUCUCAUACAUUUGUGUUUGUGUGUGUUGGGAGGAGUAAGGGGCACUUAAAUCGACACAUUGCUAAUUAAAGAAAGCUCAAAUACAAGAUUUAAGGCAAAUAAAAAAGUGUGAUUUUAGUAAUCCAUGUUCUGUGAUCUAUAUAGUGUUUAUUUCCCUUAUGAAGAUGGCUGUAAACAACCCACAUGCCCCAUGAAUGGAUUAUCUGACAGAUCAUCUAGUAUCCAUGUUCUAGGUAUCUUUUAGCAUACUUGGUAUAAUCAAAAGAACACAACAUUCACCAUUCAUCAAAUGUAUUGUAAACUGAAAAAGUACACAAUGUAAAUUCAUACAAUUUUUGCAACAUUUUUACACAACUGUUCUACAAACAAGAGUAUAAAAAAACACAUUCACAUUUACAAGUGACAUGCAGAAACAUCAACAGCGGCAUAACUAACAGGCUGUUCCCUCGACCUCGGGUAUUAAACUGUAAAAUACUGUAAGGCAACCAAAACUUUUCAUGAGCUCAAAACACUCCCUGUGCAUCCACUGCAAGCGUGAAUAGAAAACAGAUUUAUUACAUUUUAUGUUCAACUUAUUUGCUUACUCUAAAGUGAAAAAAAAUAGAAAGCAUGCUACUUUAAAAUGACAAAAAACAUAAAAAGUAAUACGCUGUGAAUUUAUGUUCCCUUUGGUUUAGGGUCAUUAGUUAUUCAAUCUGUAAAAAAAUAAAAAAGCCAGUGUUGUAACUAAAGUGCUCAUUUUGCAAGAGUGACACACAACAAGUACUAACAAUGUUCACUGUGGAUGUUUUCAACAAAGGCAAAUUCAAUGUAUUAUGGUUGAGACAACACUGAGUCAUGAUGUACAAAAAAAUGAAUAACUUCUAGUAACUAUAAAAUAAAAUAAAAAGAAUACGUUUGGGUGGCAAAAAAGUGUGAACUCUGCAUUCAACAAAUAUUGUGUCUGGUCAGUUGAGAUCCUGGGUUCCUCCUACAGUAAAGUGUGGUUUCACUUCUAUGUAACUAGCGUAGGCAAUGGAAUGUAUCUGUUUUGGUCAGUGCUACUUUGUCACAGUAUUGUUCAGCCACAUAACUGAACCAUGAGGUUUGUUGUUUGGCAUUUUUAGAAGUCAAAGUUAUUUGCAUCCACAACCUGCACUGCUGGAAAUGUUUUUUACAAAUAUAAAAGUGUACAGAGCAUGACACUAAAUCAUUCUUCUACUGCUAAAAACUAAAUGGUGAACAUAUUCAAAACGCAGAAUAGUAAAUAUUAUACAUACAUCAUGUACAGGUGUACAACAAUACGCUAUACAUAUUGUGAAUCCCUGAAAUAAGGACCAGUGAAUGAUACAUGUUUAAAUGUGUGCUCUAAAGUACUUCAUUAUUUGGGGUUUACUACCCUCCCUCCCCAAUUUUAGAAUGGUAAAGCUGUUUCUCAAAAAAUGUGUUCCUUGUAAGAAUUAAAGUAUCUGAGUAAAAAACUAGUCAUAGAGCCUUCAUUUUACUGUACAAUUCACAUUCCAAUUCAAUGCACACAGUCUGAAGUGUAUAUAAAGCUUGGUCAUGUACAGGACUGCAUGUCUAACUUCUACUAGCUUCUGUAAGGAAAGCUGGCUUUGUAUGUAGAGCAGGGGCUUGUCCCUUGUAUUGCCAUUCAAAUGAAAACAACAUGGCGUGUGUCCUUAUCGACAGAUCCAUGAGUGCUGUAAAGCUAAAUUACCUGAAUUCCAGCUGUUGAAUUGUGUCAAACAAUGACUACCGAAAUGCCACUUUUAAAUGAACAUUGAAAUAAGAACUGUGAGAUAGUAUGCAAAACGCAUGACCCCCCCCCAACCCACCUUUUUUAGGCAAAGCCAGCUGAAUCUGUUUUAAGACAUCUUUUUUUUCAUAUGAGGGUAUUAAUCAACUACUGUAAAUUGCUGAUGAAUAGUAACUAGAAGCGUUCAGUGAAUCUGUCAUUAAACACACACAAAGGAAAAACCUUACAACAAACUAAGAUGUUGGCGAUGUCCUCUUCAUAAGACAUAUUGAGGUGUCUGAUUUGAAACUCAAAAAGAACAGCAAUCUACUGCCAUAACUGUGAAAAAAAACAUGUAAUCAACCAAAUCGGUAGACACUGAUAACAAAAUACAGACAAUCAAGGUAGGAAAAAAACAAACAAACUGAAUCACAGUGUACAGAUAAACACACUAGCAAAGCAUACUGUUAUUUACACAUUUAAACGUGAAAUGAUGUUACCUGGACAGUUAAUCCAGAGGUCCCUCGCUUAGUCUGAGGUCCCUAGCUUAAUCUAUAAUCCGUUCGAACAACUUCUGAUGAGGAUAUGAAUAAUCUUCAUGAAAUCGUAUAAUAAAUGCAACUAUUGAAUGUGUGAAACACCAAACCCCUGGUUUCACCACGACUAGCAAUCAGGAUUUUCAAACGCAUGUUGUCACACACUAGCGUUGUUGAACCCACUGGCCGCAGAAGAUCUUUACUGUACUAUAUCAUGCCACAACAAGCUAAAGUGCACCAACAGAAUAUAAACCCAUCCUUUACAACUCAAAAUCUGAUCAAUAAAAAAGCAAUUCACCAACUAUAUAUGUAACUGUUAAUCCAAAAAAAUAAUACUGCUUAGUUCUAAUGUAAUAUUAAUAUUGCUCAGAGCAGGAACCAGUACAUUAGAAAUGUACCAGCGAUGAGAUAUAUAA